AUGGCUCCUGCGGCCGUUCUGCGUUGCGAGGGUCAGCCAGAUGAGCUGAUCCUCAUCGAGUUGCAGAGUACUGUCUACAUGGAGGACGGCUCCAAAUUGGUUGGGCAGCAUCUUGGAACUCUGGAGAUUGGCAAAGAAGGCAACGUCACCUUGAACAACGGCCCUCGAUGUUUGUACGGCAAGAUGCAGGAGCUAAAGAGCCCACUGGUACUGAUGGAAAAGACUGGGCAGGAAGAUGCUUCCGGAGACUUGAUCCUUGCUACUCGAGGCGUUGUGUAUCGGAAGGCGGUGUUCAAUCAGCGGCCGCAGCUCUCUGUUUGA
Messenger RNA from Cladocopium goreaui, 321 nucleotides. The record is from the annotation of a GenBank genome assembly. Lineage: Eukaryota; Dinophyceae; Suessiales; Symbiodiniaceae.